AUGACGGCCACCACCUUCAACCUCCAGUCCAAGUUCAAGCUCAACAGUGGAUACGAAAUCCCGCUGCUCGGCUUUGGUAUCGAUUCGGCUGCCUCGUAUGGCAACGAGGCUGGCUGCGCCGAGUCUAUCCGUGCCUCCGGCAUCCCGCGCUCCGAGAUCUUCCUGACCUCCAAGGUGCCCUGGAAGAGCGUCAACUACGAGGCGGCCAAGGCGCAGGUCGAUAAGACCCUCGCCGAGACGGGUCUCGAGUAUAUCGACCUGAUCCUGCUGCACGCCCCAUACGGCGGCUCCGGCAACCGCAAGGGCGCGUGGCGCGCGCUCGUCGAGGCGGUUGAGGCGGGCAAGGUGCGCAGCAUCGGCGUUUCCAACUACGGAGUGCACCACCUCGACGAGCUGGAGCAGCACAUCAAGGAGCUCGAGGAGGAGCGUGGCGGCAGGGGCAAGGGCGGCGUGCUGUCAGUCGGCCAGUGGGAGAUGCACCCUUGGUGCGCGCGCAACGAUAUUGGCGAGUGGUGCAAGAAGCGCGGCGUCGCCGUUGAGGCGUACAGCCCGCUCGUGCAGGGCAAGCGCUGGGGGGACAAGUCGCUCAAGUCGCUGGCGGACAAGUACGGCGUGUCCGAGGCGCAGGUGCUGAUCCGCUGGAGUCUGCAGAAGGGCUACGUGCCGCUGCCCAAAAGUGUCACGCCGAAGCGCAUUGCAGACAACGCGGCCGUGUACGGCUUCAGCCUGACUGCGGACGAGAUGAAGCAGCUCGAGACGGACGAGUAUAGCCCUGUUUGCUGGGACCCGUGCUCGACCCCUCUUGAUAACCCCCGUGAGGCUUAA
Molecule: messenger RNA, 825 nt
Organism: Thyridium curvatum
Lineage: Eukaryota; Fungi; Ascomycota; Sordariomycetes; Thyridiales; Thyridiaceae
Exons: 2
Coding region: 1-825 (274 amino acids)
Molecular function (GO): oxidoreductase activity
Source: RefSeq, a predicted model, not a curated record